AUGGCAGGACUGGAUUCCGGACAUGGAAAUCCUCCAACUGACCGGAAUCCGGAGCGUCCAGGCCAUUCUGAGGCAACCGCAGAUGCGCUGGAGCGGCCACCUCGCGAGGAUGGUUGACGAGCAUGUACGCAAGCGACUCUCCUACAGCGACGUCGCUACAGGUGCCCUCCGACAUGGAGGGCAAAUAAAUCGGGACACAUAAGAUAACAUCGCCCUGGCUCGAUCAGACCGAAAAGAUGGACAAAAAAUGGAGUAGCAGUUUACAAAGCCCACAGAGUUGUCGUCAUCAACACCAAAAUAGAUGCUCACAGGUUGCAAAAACCGCAGACCCUAAACCCCAACACUCCCCCACCUCAAACUUGUCGGCGCUGACGCCAGGUAUUCCGCGCAUAAUGAUAGGGGGCGUUCACCGAUCGUUCUUAUAUAACUCACUUGUUCCGUUGUGCCUUACGGGCUCUCUCUCGAGCUCAACCAGCAGCCGCACAGCGACGCAUGAUGUAGACAGUAUAUUAGUGCCGGCAUGCUCCGCUGUGCAACUGCUGUUUGGGCUCGAGAGAGAGCCCGUAAGGUACAACGGAACGAGCGAGUUCCGUAAGAACGAUCGGUGAACAUCCCCUAUCAUUGUGUAUGCCUGAUCGAAAUCGACAGGGCAACGGGCUGGUGCCCCAAUGGUUAGAGGCGUGGACUUCUAACUAACAGGUCGCGAGUUCGAGCCUCGGGUGAUCCACACUUCGGGGUAGGGUAUGACUGGCUACAGGUCUCCCUUAUCUUUGUCGAUAAUAACAUAUUCCGCGCAUAGUUCGGCCUAGUCGGACAUCUCCGGACCCAAUGCAAUAAUAACACGGCAACUCCACCCACUACUUCCACAACUCCACCUCCCUGUCGGGACCAUCACAACGCCCGCAACGGCGAUCACCACUGCCGGCGGACAGAAUCCCGACGCCUCGACACCGUCGCCAUGGCCGUCCACCACCACCACCACCACCACCACCACCACCACAGGCAACAUUACUGUCCCAAUCCUCGCGACGACGUCGACUACGGCUAUCAUCCCAGCCACUCCCACCAUUGGUGACAGCACCCCAAACACUCUACCAACCACCAACAAUGCGAUCUCCCUCCGAGCCAGUCACCAUUGCAAUCGCACCUUCGCGUCCGACGGGGCCUCGUAGCUCGGGUGGUUAGAGCGUUGGCUGCGCUAAAGCCUUCCCCUUAUUGCGUUGGUUCGAAUCCCAUCGAGGCGCCGAGUUUUUCACAGUUGGGUCAAUAUGAAAUGUACUAUUACUUUGGAGUAAAUCAGUUUGAACUAAGGUCUAUAGGCGUAGGCCGAAGUUUUUAUGUAUGAAUAUUUGGGCCGAAGUCUAUCAGCCACAGCGGGCUAACCGUGUAAUACUCGUUAACUGUCUACAGGCAGCUAGUAGUAUAUAUCGGGUUGCAGGAUACCAUAUUAGUCGCGCGGGUGCCAGCUGAAAGCCCAGACACGUGUGUUUCGCCGAUAUCCUGCUGUAGUUCGUGGAAAUCGGUCCAUGCAUUCAUUCAUAAAAUGUUGGGCUAAGUCCAUGCACCUUAGUUUAAACUGAUUUAUUUCAGGUUAGCAAUUAAUUUCUGAGAAAAUUAAAAAGCCACAAUUUCUAAAACUGGAGUAUCUACCAGAAAGCACGCAGGGAGUCCUGGAGAACCUACCGAUGAGCCGAACCCCUCGCAGCUGUGCCAUGCAGCGGCAGAAUAUCGGCGAAACAGGCGUGCCUGGGCUUUCAAGUAGUACCUCUGCUGCUGGUAAGGUAUCCUGCGACCCAAGUAGCUAUUUAUUUGCUUUCAUCAAAUGCCCUUCGCUGAGGGUUAAUUCCCAACAGACACCCAUUUUGAAGGUCAAUCUGACGAAAGAGUUGACUUAGGCGUUUCAAAUGGGCUGUUUGUCUGGGUUUGCGGUUAUUCAGAGAUAUUAGGUAAGCGGAUUUGCAUAAUUCAUGUGGUUUUCAUUUAGAUUUUUGAACAGGGACUGCUUCCAGGUAAUAAAAAAUGUCAAAACAUGUAAUGAUUGACAAGUAGACAGACCUUUCAUAUUUAUUUUAUAAAGUUUGGUUGGUGCGUAAACACUAAGGUCUUCGCCACAACGGAGAUGGGGAAAUUUUGUGCUAAAAAGAAGCCUUUACGACAAGCAUGGGUUUUCGUUAUAACUUAAAAAGGACUCCCGAAAUUUAUUGUUUAGUUAUGAAAACUUGUGAUGAAUAUGCUCUCUCUCUCUCAGGGAGUUUGCAACCGAAGAUAAGAAAUUUUUAAUAAAAUUUGAAGAUGAAGAGUUCGAAAAGCUAGUUGAUCACACACACACCAUGCCAAACGCUUGAAGAAAAGGCAGAGGUACCGGGAAGUUGGUAGGUCUACUGUUGCAACUGUUUUCCUGCAGUGGUAAGGGCUCAAAAACAAGAAAACUUAGGUGUCGCAUGAACUGACUGAAAUCCACGUUUACGAUAUUGCUUUCAAGGCAUUUAUUUGUGCGUCGAAUCAUGACCCUAGGCAGAUCUGUUACGAUAAUAUAAAACAUGCAGAACCCUGGGCGACGCCUGGUCAAUCUUCAACCUCAAGGCCAAAACAGAAUAUUCAUGGAAGUAAAGUUAUGCCGUGUAUUUGGUGGAAUGUGAGUUGUCAAAGCCACCUGAAACUGUUACUGUUGUGCGAUUUUAACAGUGAUUAAUUGUAGCUUUUAAUUUUCACAGAAAUUAAUGCCUCACUUGGAUUAAAUCAGUCAAUUUGGAACUAACCGACUCAGACAUAAUUUUGAUAUGAAUAUUUGGGCCGAAGUUCAUCAGCCACUGCAGAAUAACCGCGUUAUAUUCAUAAACUACCAACAGGCAGCCAGCGGUACGUACUGAGAUAGCGCGAUACACCACACUUGACAGCAUAGGCACUACCUGAAAGUCAAGAAACGCUUGUUUCGCCGAUAGUUGGCCGCUUCACGGCGCAGCUGCAAGGGGUUCGGCUCAUCACUGGGUCCCCGCUUUCUGGUAGAUACUCCGGUCCCCAGAGAUUGCAGCUCUUUAAUUUCCUUAGAUGAGCUGAACUUCUCGCAGUUGAGCUCUACAACGGCAGAAUGCCGGCGAUGUACGUGUCUGGGCUUUUACCUAGUACCAGUGAUGUCAACUAUGGUAUACUGUGCUACCUCACGAGAAUCAACCUUUGCAAGUGUAGCUCUGAUGACAAAAAGGUCAGAACAUGAUGACAGACAUGGUGAUUUUGCAUCAGACCAAUGAGACAAGGAAACCUUGGACGUCCGGGGUUUGGAAGUUCUACUCCAAGCACGGUAUUCACCAGAUUAUCAUUUGUUGCAUCGGCCCCGCCGAUGGAACAUGGCCUUGUUGGUCUGUGCUGCAGUUCCUUAGAAGAAGGCAAAAAUUCGUUUGAUUAGUGGACUGAUUCAAGGGGUCCGUUGUUUCCCUACCGCGGAAUUUAUGCGUAACCCAAAAAUGAGGAAUAAUCAUAGCUGCCAGUGAACAGUACUUUGGAUAAAAUAAGAACGAACAGCUGCUUCUAAAUACACACUGAUUUCUCUUAUAAAAACGAUACAGUUAUUUCCUAUUCUCAACACUUUUUAUGUGAAACACACUGAGUGUUGUGUGCCCCUCGAUUUUCAAAUAGAAAAGGUUGUGAAUAUUUUCGAGAAAAUGUUUUCUGAUUAUUUUCCUGUGGCUGAGAUGUGGGUUAGUUCCACUAUUGCAAGCAACGAAGUCCACCACUGCAUCACAAUGUGGGCGCUCUCUCUUCCUCCACCAAGCGUGUUCAGAUUUCAGGACGACGACAACAACGACGAGAUCCGCCAUCUGCUAGCCGCGCACAAAGCCUGCAUCGACUGCCGGACCGACGCAAACAGGACGGUCUUCUUCUGACGGCGCUGCUUGGUGAGACAGCGUUUGUGGAAGAUGUCAGACGUCCGGAUAAAUCGUAAGCUCGGGAAAAUACAUGGAUACGCGAACCCCAAUGAGACGUAGACUUUCAUCACCUCUACCAAGACAGUCUACGGUUGCCGCACCAGACGAACCGCACUGCUUCUCAGCUGGACAGAACAACGCUCCUCACGAAAGAAGCUCAGAUUUCGAAGCGCUGGGCCGGAUACUUCAGAACAAUCCUCGGCCGCCCAUCCCAGAUCCUUGGUGCCACCAAUAACAGACUCCCUCAGGUAGAAAGAAACAUUUAACUGGACCUCCCGCCUUCCCUCUCAGAAGCCGUGCAACAGUUCUCUGGCGGGUAAGCGUCAGGAUCCGACAAAAUCGCGGUCGAACUCCACAAGCACGGCGGUUUUUGACCGAUGGUCAGUCUAACAUAGCCGUUUCAGAAGAUGCGACGGCAAGGAAAGAUCUCUCAGGACUUUAAUGACGUCAGUGUCCUCCAAGUGCAAGAGCAGCCUUCAGCUCUGUGAUACUCACAUAGAAAUCUUGCUGUUACUCGAUGCCAAGAGGCUGUUUGCACGCAUCCUUCUCUAUUGUCCGCCCUUCAUCUGGAACGCGGAAUUCUCUCGGAAAACCAGUAUGGCUUCUGACACACCAGAGAACCGCCAACAUAAGCUUCGUUGCUCGUUAACUGAAAGAAAAAUGUCAGGAAGUGCGGGCAAGUCUUUACACUAUCUUUGUAGACCCGACGAGGGUCUUCGGUACAGUGUAUAUAUAUAGGCUCUGGAGAACGUCCGGAGCGCUACGCGCCUGCGGUACGCCCACUACACGACGCGGCACGAUAACGCGCAUCACGGACAGUGGGACCAUCUUGGAAACAUUUGUAAUAACGAACGAAGUAAAGCAGGGCUAUUUGCCCGUCUACACCCUCUUCAGCCUCAUCUUCUCCGCUACGUUGAUGAAUCCCCAUUGUGAAGAACGGUAAGGAAGCAACAUUGUCUACCGGCUGGAGGGGGGACUGCUCAACGCCAUGGCCCAUUCAAACACACUCACAGCAAGCCCAAAGCAGCGCUUAAUGCAGCAACGGAGGCGGUCAUACGAAGGAGCAGAGAUCUCUUCACCAACUUCGGAUUAAUCAUCAACCCGGAGAAUGCUGUGGUCACGCAUCAAUCGGCGCCGGACAGUGAUUACAGAACAUCCGACACUAGCAUCAGUAGAACUUAACUAUGGACAAAUUCGCAUGCCUAGGCAAUGCAAUUUCACGAAAUGUCAGGAUAGACGAAAGAGUAGCCCAGUGAAUCUCAAACACCAGCCAGGCUUUUGACCGGCUACCUAUCUCCAUCUAGAAUCGUCGGGGAUUUUGACAGAACAACAAUCUCAUGAUGUAGAGGACGUUUGUGCCGAUGAAGUUACUCAAAGUGGCGGGUACCUGGGCCGUCUGCGUGAAUCCCCUCCACUUCAGCCGCCUCCACAGAAUGCUACUGUUGAGAUGGCAGAACUGGAUUCCGGACAUGGAAAUGCCCGAACUGACCGGAAUCCGCAGCGUCCAGGCCAUGUUGAGGCAACCGCAGCUACGCUGGAGCAGCCACCUCGCGAGGAUGGUUGA
This is a messenger RNA of Spirometra erinaceieuropaei, 5487 nucleotides long. Lineage: Eukaryota; Metazoa; Platyhelminthes; Cestoda; Diphyllobothriidea; Diphyllobothriidae. The record is from the annotation of a GenBank genome assembly.